CUGGGUGUGCGCGCGUGGGAGCGCGCCUCCGAGCGCCCCGCACUCCGCGGGACCAGCCCUGGGGGCACUUGGGAAGGAGGGAGUGAUAGCUGCGGGAAUAAGAGGGAGCAAGAGAAACCCUCUCAAAGUGACGCCCCCAAACAGGUCCUGAUUUCGAAUUUGGAGCUAAAGACUGCUAGAAAUUGGGCCUCCUUCGCACACCCCUCUCCGCCCCCACCCCGAAGCCCCGGCGGUGUGCUGGCUGCGUGCUUCCCCGCCCCUAUCUCGGAGGUCGCGGGCCGGCGGGCGCUCCGUCGGCCGCGGCUUCCUCCUCGAAACCCGCCCGCGCGCAUGAGGCCGCUGCCCCCGCCACAGGCACUGGCGCCCCCCUCGCGGUGCCCGUGGUGAUGCCAUGCCCCGCCACCACGCGGGAGGAGAGGAGGGCGGCGCCGCCGGGCUCUGGGUGAAGAGCGGCGCGGCGGCGGCGGCGGGCGGGGGGCGCCUGGGCAGCGGCAUGAAGGAUGUGGAGUCGGGCCGGGGCAGGGUGCUGCUGAACUCAGCCGCCGCCAGGGGCGACGGCCUGCUGCUGCUGGGCACCCGCGCGGCCGCGCUCGGCGGCGGCGGCGGCAGCGGCGGCGGCCUGAGGGAGAGCCGCCGGGGCAAGCAGGGGGCCCGGAUGAGCCUACUGGGGAAGCCGCUCUCGUACACCAGUAGCCAGAGCUGCCGGCGCAACGUCAAGUACCGGCGGGUGCAGAACUAUCUGUACAACGUGCUGGAGAGACCCCGCGGCUGGGCGUUCAUCUACCACGCGUUCGUUUUUCUCCUUGUCUUUGGUUGCUUGAUUUUGUCAGUGUUUUCCACCAUCCCUGAGCACACAAAAUUGGCCUCAAGUUGCCUCUUGAUUCUGGAGUUCGUGAUGAUUGUCGUCUUUGGUUUGGAGUUCAUCAUUCGAAUCUGGUCUGCAGGUUGCUGUUGUCGGUAUAGAGGAUGGCAAGGAAGACUGAGAUUUGCGCGAAAGCCCUUCUGUGUUAUAGAUACCAUUGUUCUUAUCGCUUCAAUAGCAGUUGUUUCUGCAAAAACUCAGGGUAAUAUUUUUGCCACGUCUGCACUCAGAAGUCUCCGUUUCCUACAGAUCCUCCGCAUGGUGCGCAUGGACCGAAGGGGAGGCACUUGGAAAUUACUAGGUUCAGUGGUUUAUGCUCACAGCAAGGAAUUAAUCACAGCUUGGUACAUAGGAUUUUUGGUUCUUAUUUUUUCAUCUUUCCUUGUCUAUCUUGUGGAAAAAGAUGCCAAUAAAGAGUUUUCUACAUAUGCAGAUGCUCUCUGGUGGGGCACAAUUACAUUGACAACGAUUGGCUAUGGAGACAAAACCCCCCUAACUUGGCUGGGAAGAUUGCUUUCUGCAGGCUUUGCGCUUCUUGGCAUUUCUUUCUUUGCACUUCCUGCCGGCAUUCUUGGCUCAGGUUUUGCAUUAAAAGUACAAGAACAGCACCGCCAGAAACACUUCGAGAAAAGAAGGAACCCAGCUGCCAACCUCAUUCAGUGCGUUUGGCGUAGUUACGCAGCUGAUGAGAAAUCCGUUUCCAUUGCAACCUGGAAGCCACACUUGAAGGCCUUGCACACCUGCAGCCCUACCAAGAAAGAACAAGGGGAAACAUCCAGCAGUAAGUUCUGUAGUAAUAAGCAGAAGCUCUUCAGAACGUGCACCUCACGGAAGCAGAGUCAGAAGCUAAGUUUUAAGGAACGAGUACGCAUGGCUAGCCCCAGGGGCCAGAGUAUUAAGAGCAGACAAGCCUCAGUAGGUGACAGGAGGUCCCCGAGCACCGACAUCACCGCCGAGGGCAGCCCCACCAAAGUACAGAAGAGCUGGAGCUUCAACGACCGAACCCGCUUCCGGCCCUCGCUGCGCCUCAAAAGUUCUCAGCCAAAACCAGUGAUAGACGCUGACACAGCGCUUGGCACUGAUGAUGUAUAUGAUGAGAAGGGUUGCCAGUGUGAUGUAUCAGUCGAAGACCUCACCCCACCGCUUAAAACUGUCAUUCGAGCUAUCAGGAUUAUGAAAUUUCAUGUUGCAAAACGGAAGUUUAAGGAAACAUUACGCCCAUAUGAUGUAAAAGAUGUCAUAGAACAAUAUUCUGCUGGUCAUCUAGACAUGUUGUGUAGAAUUAAAAGUCUCCAAACACGUGUUGACCAAAUUCUUGGAAAAGGGCAAAUCACAUCGGAUAAGAAGAGCCGAGAGAAAAUCACAGCAGAACACGAGAGCCCCGAUGACCUCAGCAUGCUCGGCCGGGUGGUCAAGGUGGAGAAGCAGGUACAGUCCAUCGAGUCCAAGCUGGACUGCCUACUCGAUAUAUAUCAACAGGUCCUCCGGAAAGGCUCUGCCUCCGCCCUCACUUUGGCCUCAUUCCAGAUCCCACCUUUUGAAUGUGAACAGACCUCUGACUAUCAAAGCCCCGUGGAUAGCAAAGACCUGUCCAGUUCUGCACAGAACAGUGGCUGCUUAUCCAGAUCAGCGAGCGCCAACAUCUCUCGAGGCCUGCAGUUCAUUCUGACGCCAAAUGAGUUCAGCGCGCAGACUUUCUACGCGCUUAGCCCUACUAUGCACAGUCAAGCAACACAGGUGCCAAUGGGUCAAAGUGACAGCUCCGCAGCAGCGGCCGCCAGCAACAUUGCAAACCAAAUAAGUGUGGCACCUAAGCCAGCAGCCCCAACAACUUUACAGAUCCCGCCUCCUCUCCCAGCCAUCAAGCAUCUGCCCAGGCCGGAGACCCUGCACCCGAGCCCCGCAGGCUUACAGGAAAGCAUUUCUGAUGUCACCACCUGCCUUGUUGCCUCCAAGGAAAAUGUUCAGGUUGCACAGUCAAAUCUGACCAAGGACCGCGCUCUAAGGAAAAGCUUUGACAUGGGGGGAGAGACUCUGUUAUCUGUCCACCCCGUGGUGCCCAAGGACUUGGGCAAAUCUCUGUCGGUACAAAACCUGAUCAGGUCGACAGAGGAACUGAAUCUACAGCUUUCUGGGAGUGAGUCAGGUGGCUCCAGAGGCAGCCAAGAUUUUUACCCCAAAUGGAGGGAAUCCAAAUUGUUUAUAACUGAUGAAGAGGUGGGUCCCGAAGAGACUGAGACAGACACGUUUGAUGCCAUGCCGCAGCUUGCCGGGGAAACUGCUUUUGCGUCGGACUCUCUAAGGACUGAAAGAUCUCGAUCAUCUCGGAGCAUUUGUAAGGCAGGAGAAAGUACAGAAGCCCUCAGCUUGCCUCAUGUCAAACUGAAAUAAGGUCUCCAUUUUCCUUCUAGCAUAGCAGUUCCUUUAGCCAUACAUAUCAUUGCAUGAACUAUUUUGAAAGCCCUUCUAAAAAGUUGAAAUUGCAAGAAUCAGGAAGAACAUGAAAGGCAGUUUAUAAGCCCGUUAUCUUUUAAUUGCAUGAAAAUGCAUGUUUAGGGAUGGCUGAAAUUCCAAGGUACAUCAACUUUAACCCACUCAUUUAGUAACGUACCUUGUGUUAAAAAUCCUGAGAAACCAAACACUGCUAAUGCUAUGGGGUGUGUGAAAAUGUCAAGAUUAGGUCACUUAGAAGAUUUGACUCUGUGUUUUGAAAUUACGGGAGUAAACAACUUCAAAUUUCAGGCAUUUCUGCUUUGUGAUUAAAUACAAAAUACAUUUUCAAAAUUAGGCCAUAAUGUAUAUGUAAACACAAUGGCUACCAUCAACCGCUGCUAACAAGGUAUCGAGUAAAGCAGAACUUGGGAAUAAUAGAAAUGGCUGCUUCCUUCAAGAUAUAUUUGCCAACCCAUUCCUAUUCAGUCAUUUUAUUAUUAAUGUAAUUUGAAUGUCAGUCUGUGUGCUUUUGGUGAUUCAACGCUGUGGCAAGCAAUUUUGCACAUCAUUUUCAUGUUGUUCUUUAUGACAAGAAUGUUCUUCAAUUAGAAAGCGUGCAAAUAAUGAAAUUCAGGGCCAGUGGGGCAAAUAGACUAUCCGACACAAGUGAUUUCACGGGAACAUAGUCCCUGAUGGCUGAAUCAACUUUAUACGUGGUCAACUUCUACACGCGCGAAUACAGUACUCCUGAGUAGAAGGGCCGGUGCGCUGGGACUGAUCUCUCUGCAGUGCGCCCCCCUGGCUUGCCAGGGCUGCCCCAGUGUGAGAAACCAUAUCAAGUGUGAGAAACCAUUCCCGCUGAACUGAUAAUACAGGCAGGAUCCCGGGGAAUUAGACAUUUGGGUGAGACUGAGAUGAGAAAGGCUUGAAAAGAAUCCAGACACAACACCAGGAAGUAGGUGAAGUUAACAAAAAUAGCUUUGCCCUCAGAAGGCAAUGAGAGGGAGAAAAACAAACCAAAAUAGAAGAACUUGAUCUUUUUAGAAGAUGAAUAUUGCUAGGGAAUUCAACUACCUAAACAUCCCUUAUUCUUAUAUAUAAACGGAGAAUUUUGCAAGGUAUUUAUUUUUUACUACGCCCUGAAUGUUUUUUGCUAUUAACCUAGUACGUUUUGCAUAUGGAAGGCUAUAACUCAACUUCCUUUACUUUUUAUACUGUAGCGAACGUUUUCUAUGCUCCCCCAAGAAUGUUGCCCCAAACCUCUAAUUAAGGGUUCCGUUUCCUGGUGUACACAUUCACAGUUAGAAGCCAGGUACCCCCAGCAGGGUCUGCAAAUUAAAACACUUAAAUCAUAUAGCACAGCAGCAAGGACCCAAGGGAAACAAAAUGAGAGAUGCAUUUACCAGAAAGCAAGCCACGCCAACUGCUUGUUGGAAGCCUGUCUAGCAGUCUCAGAACUUCAGCCAAGGUAACAGCAUUCAAAAGGCAAGGGGGAGCCAGAGAGCACUUCGGUUCAGUUCCACUCCAGCCACAGGACUUACGGAAGGAAGAGUUUUUUCCUUGGCAGAUAGUGCUCCUCCAAAAAAACUUUCAGCAGCCAGGAAGACAAGGCAGGGAUAGCAACUGGCUGUCCAAAGGCAGGAGGAGGCCCUGAAAUCCACCAUCCUGCCCAACUGUCUCCCCCAGCAGGCCGUCUCCAAUCCCUGACUCUCCUCCUACCUUUCUUCUCCAUUAACUUCUCAGUUCCCUGCCACUGUUUUGCUCCUGAACUUCGCCAGGCUUUACCCGGUCUCCAUCCCCAAGUAAACCACUUCUCUGCUCUUCCUCAGAUAGGCUUCUCAACCUUUGGAAAUCCUUGUCCUUUUUGAUAAACACUGAAAUUCUAAACGCCUCCUCUUCUCAACCCACCUGGAUUCUAACACACUCCCUGGAGUGUAUCAUUCGGCAUCUUCUUGGCUGCUGGAGAGCAGAAGUUAGGGUCUAAAUUUUACACUCCGGUCAAAAAAAGAUUUUACCAAGCUUUUAAAGCAACGGUUUUCAUUUUUGAAGCAUAGAAUUUUAGUAAAUUAUGAAAUGCAAUUUUUCACCUACUCUGUCUCCACUCAAAUUGAACUUGUGAUACGCCCUCCCAAGGAGGUGGUACACACACACGCACACACACACCACACACACACACACACAUCAUUCCACUGACCUAAAGCCAGACACCCGCCAUGCACUUGGCAGGCUCUCUCCAAUUAUCAGUCAAGGAAGAGGAGGGAGGCAGCAGCUUUCAGGUGGCACUGAUUCCUGGACACACCCUGUCCUGGGUCGAACCCCACUGGCAGCAGGAAUUCUGAAUGUAUCGGGGACCCCUCCUUAGACCUCUCUAGGCCUCCGACACAGUACAGUUCAUCCAGCGUUGCUGAAGACUGAAGAUUCCGAAACAAGCCCUAAAUGCAUCACUGAGGUCUUAAUCAGAGCAAAAUGUGAUAAACCAUGAUGUGAAAAACUUUUAUACAUUGAAGCCAUGACCAUUAGUGUCUAUAUCUUACUCUAGCACAAACACUCUUGGAUGUUCCAAGGUAGUUGUAUGAAAGCUGUAGGGUUUUGUCUGUUGCGUUACUCUCUACGGAGUUGAGGGGGUCUCCCAUUUACUCUUAGCAAAGUCCCAUUGGUCGAUGCCAAAUGGUGUCUUAAAGCACAAUUUAGCUGAGCACUGAGCAGCCACAUGCUUUCUCAGUUCAAGUUUGCCUGCCUUCUUCAAUAUGUAGGGUGGAUCAAGCUAAAACUAGCAAACAUCCCUCAUAUGAGGUUGACUAAAAAUAUUGCUGUGUCUGGUCUAAAUGUUUGCAUUUUGUUCAAUUAAAUUAAUAUCUGUAGGUUGCAAGUUGUUUUAAGUAAGAGACACUUUAUUGAGUUUUUAAGUCUUUAUCUCCUGUUCAAAGGUGCCUUUCUCACCUCCCACUGACUCAGUGAUUCUGAAAGUUCAUAAUUUGCAGGUGAAACAAGUCUAAUAGAGAGGAGGAAAUCAGGCACAGUGACUAAUUCUCAUGCCCAUUGGCAAAGCAAAACUACAAGAAAGGAUGAAACCUGAGCAACUAAAUUAAUGGAUCACUUCAUCCAACCAGACUGAGAAAAUGUCAGAAACGUUAACUUAUCUCCCCAGAAGCUGAUAUUUUUUGCCUUAAAUGACAUGGUUGUGUUUUUGUAAGAGAAACUUAAUAAAAUUAUGUGCAUUUGAAGUGAGCAGUUCUAAAAGUCGAGUAUGACAAUACAGUUGUCUGUUCCUGAGAACAAAUCAAUCAGGAAUAUCACACCCAUCUCAAGCUAUCAUUGAAGUGUAAUCUCCUUUGCUCUCUUUUACUGGGCUCAUUUGUUUUAAAGUAAAACAUUAAAAAGAUGUCUAUAAACAGUGUGACUAUUUUUAUCUGGAACUAACUGGUUGGUUCUGAACUGACUGGUCCCAGUCAGCCGAACUGGCUGUGUACAGAUUUGGGGCUGAAACACAAAAGUUAUCUUCCUGCAGUGUCAGUGAAGAAAUCAUUGGUAAUUUGGGGAGGGGGAGAUUUGCAAAUGUUUUUGAGAGUGUAUCAUAAGAAAAAUUAAUUUGAUGUUAAUCAAAACUCAGAAAGCAGCACAUGUGAGCUUUGUAUUAACUAUAAUAAAAGGGUGUGCUAAACAAGUAAUAGGAAAUCACUGGGGGACCAGGCACGCGCGCCAACCUGCAGCCCCUGGCUACUCAGAACUACCAUGUUUAGCACCUAGCCAGCCCUGCCUUACCAGGGGAGGACUUCUCCAAACGGGAUCUUUUCCUUCUUCCCUAAGAUAGCCCGUUCCUUCUGUUUUCCUAGUAAUUUUGCUCUAAGUAUCCAUGAUUAAUUCAAGUGGAAUGUUAGAAGGACUCUGGAAUACUAAGUAACAAAGCCCUAACAGAGGCACUUGGGACAGAAGGAAGAAGUGAGGGAGGGUUAUCCUGGAGGAUAAGGUGAGGGGACUUCGCACUAUCGCUCUAUUGAGACCAAACAGGUAUGUGCCUAGAGAUGAGUGAAGAUAAAAUGGUUUAUGGAACAUGCCUGCUUGACCAGCUUACAAGUGUAAAUCACUUCCAAACACUUUUGAACUAGUUUAUAGCACAAUCUCUCACCCCACCAUUUAAAAACAAAAUUUACUUAUGACAACUAUUCUACCUUGACCAUUGAUAAAAAUAGUUCCCAUACCUGGAAGCAGCAACUGUCAUUAGCCUGGCUUUAAUUGCUUCAAAAAUGUGGUGCGAGUAAGAAUUGUAGCUUUUUUUUUAUUAAAUUUUCAUUACAACAAGAUGUCACCUUC
This is a messenger RNA of Mirounga angustirostris (Northern elephant seal), 7606 nucleotides long. It is a transcript of the gene KCNQ5, whose product is annotated as potassium voltage-gated channel subfamily Q member 5. Gene Ontology annotation, cellular component: voltage-gated potassium channel complex; membrane. Gene Ontology annotation, molecular function: voltage-gated potassium channel activity. The record is from RefSeq and is a predicted model, not a curated record. NCBI's taxonomy places the organism in Eukaryota, Metazoa, Chordata, Mammalia, Carnivora, Phocidae. The transcript has 15 exons. Gene Ontology annotation, biological process: potassium ion transmembrane transport. Bases 392 to 3253 code for a protein of 953 amino acids.